AUGACCAUUAAAUUCUAUAUCAUGGUAUCUGAUGAGGUCAUGGAGAAAAGUGAAACAUCUAAGAAUUCCUUAAAAUAUUUCUUGCUGAAGUUGGAAUGCCACUUUACUUGGAACUUACAGAAGGAAGACAUUGAAGUACCUUAUACAGAAGAAAGAAUUGAUGAUCAGCUGGAAUAUCUGACCAUUAAAUCCAAAGUCUCACUUUUCAACCUACUAGCCUAUGUGAAACAUCUGAAUGGCCAAAAUAAAGAGGCUUUAGAAAGCCUAAAAAAUGCCGAAGGAAGCAUUCAACAGGACUAUGCUGACCAAAUGGAAAAGCGAAGCAUCGUGACCUGGGGAAACUAUGCCUGGAUCUAUUAUCACAUGGACAGACUUCCUGAAGCCCAGACUUACUUGGACAAGGUGGAAGCAAGUUGUAAGAAGCUGUCAAGUGCCUUCCAGUACAAGGUUGACCUUCCAGAGAUAGACUGUGAAAAAGGCUGGUCUCUGCUCAAAUUUGGAGGGAGGUAUUAUGAGAGGGCCAAAGCCUGUUUUGAAAAGGCCCUGCAGUCAGACCCUGAGCACCCUGAAUUUAACACUGGAUUUGCCAUUGUCAUGUACCGUAUGGAUGACUUUCAUAAAGAUGGGACUGAUAGUAAAAGCCUUUCUCUGAGCCCUUUGAAGAAGGCACUUAGCCUGGAUCCAGAAAGUACAUUUCUGAAGGUUCUCUUGGCACUAAAGCUUCAGGAUAUAGAUGAAAGCUCUAAAGGAGAAAAAUACAUUAAGGAAGCCCUUGACCAAGUACCAGUUGGCCCCUAUAUCCUUCGCUAUGCAGCAAAAUUUUACCGCCGACAAAACAACCCAGAGAAGGCUAUUGAGCUCUUAAAAAAAGCCUUCAGACUGGUACCAACCUCUGCUUUCCUCCAUCACCAAAUGGGCCUUUGUUAUAGGUCUCAAAUGAUCCAAAUCAAAAAGGCCACAAGAAACAAGCCAAGGGGAAAGGACAAAGAGGAAGUUGACAGGCUAGUCCGAACUGCUAUAUUUUAUUUUGAAGCAGCCAUUAAACAAAAACCUUUGUUUGUGUUUGCUUACUUAGAUUUAGCCAAUAUGUACUCUGAAGCAAAUCGGUUUAGUGAUGCAGAGGAGAUAUUUAAAAAAGUCCUGGGCCUGGAGCAUGUAAGAGAAGAGGAGAAGCAACAAGCCCAUUUCCAUUAUGGCCGCUUCCUGGAACAUAGCAGGAAGGCUCAAGAUGUCGCCAUUUACCAUUAUUUAGAAGGGAUAAAGAUAAAUCCCAAGUCUUGCACCAAACUUGUAGGGGCUUUACAGAAAUUAGCUGCCAAACGGCUAAGUCAGAAUUCUUUAGAUACAAAGAGUUUGGGAGCUCUUGGCUUCAUUCACAAGCUGAAGGGAGAAAAGGAAGAAGCUUUACAAUAUUAUGAAAAGGCCCUGAAGCAGGAUCCUAGUAACACUGAAUAUAUCAGUGCCCUGUUAGAGCUGCGCCUCUCCAUUUAA
Messenger RNA from Gracilinanus agilis (Agile Gracile Mouse Opossum), 1491 nucleotides. Its product is annotated as interferon-induced protein with tetratricopeptide repeats 5-like. NCBI's taxonomy places the organism in Eukaryota, Metazoa, Chordata, Mammalia, Didelphimorphia, Didelphidae. The record is from RefSeq and is a predicted model, not a curated record. Gene Ontology annotation, biological process: defense response to virus. Gene Ontology annotation, cellular component: cytosol. Bases 1 to 1491 code for a protein of 496 amino acids. The transcript has 2 exons. Gene Ontology annotation, molecular function: protein binding; RNA binding.